AUAAAAUACCCAGGAGCUGAUAUGGAUAUCACUUUAUCUGCUCCUUCAUUUUGUCGUCAAAUUAGUCCAGAGGAAUUUGAAUACCAAAGAGCAUAUGGCUCUCAAGAGCCUCUGGCAGGCUUGUUGGAGGAAGUCAUAACAGACAGCAAGCUCUCCAGCAAAGAGAAGAAGAAAAAACUGAAGCAGUUUCAGAAAUCCUAUCCUGAAGUCUACCGAGAACGAUUUCCUACACCAGAAAGUGAAGCACUUCUGUUUCCUGAAAAACCCAAACCGAAACCACAGCUGUUAAUGUGGGCACUAAAAAAGCCUUUCCAACCAUUUCAAAGAACUAGAAGUUUUCGAAUGUAACACUUCUACAGCAGCAGAGGUUGGAGACCUCUGCUGUUGUCAUCGUUGUUUUGAGUGAAUGGGUAGUUAGAAGAAAA
Messenger RNA from Galeopterus variegatus (Sunda flying lemur), 425 nucleotides. Its product is annotated as DEP domain-containing protein 1B-like. The transcript has 2 exons. NCBI's taxonomy places the organism in Eukaryota, Metazoa, Chordata, Mammalia, Dermoptera, Cynocephalidae. Gene Ontology annotation, biological process: positive regulation of Wnt signaling pathway. The record is from RefSeq and is a predicted model, not a curated record. The annotation marks the transcript as partial.